AUGAGGGCGGGCGAAAAUUCUGUCUUCUACUCCUACGUCAAACAGCUGAAUUCAUACAGCAAAAUGACAGAAAGCAAAACACAGGGGGGCAGGAAGCCUCAGUUGCUUGUGGUGUCAAACCGCCUUCCCUUAUCCCUGAAACGAACAGAUGAUGGAAAAUAUGAAUCCUCGAAAUCCAGCGGUGGACUGGUCACAAGUCUCAGCGGCAUAUCGGAAUCGAUUGGGUUCCAAUGGUUUGGCUGGACCGGAUUGGAAAUAUCCGAAGAUGAGCAGCAGGAGGUUCAAAAAUUGUUGGCUAAGCAGGACGCUGUUCCCAUCUUCCUAAACAAGGAGCUGGCUGACAAUCAUUACAAUGGGUUUUCAAGUGAGUGUCCUGUUGCUGAUGUUAUAUAUGUUGCUGUGGCCCCAACAUCACCUGCCAUUGUUGCCGGUACUGAUGACCAUUCCAACUUAGAUUCGAUACUGUGGCCGGUCCUGCAUUAUCAACCCGGAACUCAGCAUUUUGACGAAAAGUGGUGGCAUGCAUAUCAAGAGGUUAACCAGGUAUUCGCGAAAGUGGUUGCGGAAGCCACCUCUGAUGGAGAUUUGGUGUGGGUGCAUGAUUAUCAUCUGAUGCUUCUGCCCGGCAUUUUGCGAAAAGAAUUUGCCAAACAGGGCAAACAUUCAGUAAAAAUUGGUUUCUCCCUGCAUACCCCAUUCCCCGCUGCAGAAGUGUACCGGGCUCUUCCGACAAAUCAGGAACUGCUCGAAGGGGUUUUGAACAGUGACUUGAUAGGGUUUCAUACCAAUGAUUACGCGGGACACUUUGCAGAAGCUUGUUCUCAGAUAUUAGGUGCGUCUAAAGACGGGCUGACACUGCGUUAUAAGGAUCGAACCAUCCAGGUUGGAAAGUUUAUUGUCGGUAUCGAUCCAACACGCUUCUUGGAGGCAGUGGAGUCAGAAGCCGUCAAGAAACGAAUCGCCGAGCUUGAAGAUAAGUACAAGGGUAUAAAACGGAUUGUCGGCGUCGACAGACUGGAUUACAUUAAAGGACUACCAGAGAAGCUGCGCGGUUUCCAGGAGUUCCUUCGAACACACCCCGAAUGGGUUGGGAAGAUUGUCUUGAUCCAGAUUGCUGUACCGAGCCGUGAAGAUGUCCAGGAGUACCAAGAACUAGAGGCUGAGCUAUACAGGCUGGUGGGCAUGGUCAAUGGCGAAUUUGGUAAACCUGAUUAUGCACCAGUCAUCUUUAUUCACCAGUCAAUUCCUUUUGAAGAGUUGGCUGCCCUAUAUGCAGCAUCCGACAUAUGUCUGCUCUCAUCCACAAGAGAUGGCAUGAACCUUGUGGCCCUCGAGUACAUUGCCUGCCAGAAAGAAAGAAAUGGUGUACUAGCUGUCUCCGAGUUUGCUGGCGUAUCCUCAUAUUUGGAAGGGGGAGUCAAAUUCAACCCGUUCAACUCCAGCGAGAUUGCCAGGGUGAUCCACGAUGCGGUAGAAAUGGACACAGAGCAGAGAAAAAAGGAGCACGCGCGGCUCCUUGACUUCAUAAAGACUCAUACCAGCACCCAUUGGGGCCAGGGAUUCGUUGAAAAACUUUCGGCUGCUUAG
Molecule: messenger RNA, 1587 nt
Organism: Trichophyton verrucosum HKI 0517
Lineage: Eukaryota; Fungi; Ascomycota; Eurotiomycetes; Onygenales; Arthrodermataceae
Product: alpha,alpha-trehalose-phosphate synthase subunit, putative
Exons: 4
Coding region: 1-1587 (528 amino acids)
Biological process (GO): trehalose biosynthetic process; cellular response to heat
Cellular component (GO): cytosol; alpha,alpha-trehalose-phosphate synthase complex (UDP-forming)
Molecular function (GO): catalytic activity
Source: RefSeq, a predicted model, not a curated record